GCCGAUAGGAGGGGGCGAUAAGGGCCCUGACGCGCCUCCUUUGAGCGCAUGGGCGCCGGCGGCAGCUCGUCCGCACCGAGCGGCUUUGGCGUCCUCGACGACGACGACGACGAGUGCGUUGCCUCCUCGGUCCAGCUCUCGCUCAACUGCCCUCUGACGCGGCUGCGGAUCGGCACGCCCGUGCGCGCGGCCGGCUGCUCGCACGUGGAGUGCUUCGACCUCGACGCGUGGCUGCAGUGCCAGCGCGCCGCCAAGCUGCCCAACUGGCUCUGCCCCAUCUGCAGCUCGCCCGCCUCGCCGCCCGAGCUGCGCGUCUGCUCGUGGAUGCAGUCGGUGCUCGCGGGGACCGCCGAGACGACACGCGAGGUGAUCAUCCAACCCGACGGCUCGCACGCCGCGCCUGAGCCGUCGUCGGCCGGAGGCUCGGAGAGGCGAAAGCGGCAGCGCGCGGCCUCGGUCAGCCUGGACGAGCCAGCGUCGCAGGCGCCGCAGGCGUCGCAGGCGUCGCGCGCGGGCGACGACGAGGAGAACCCGAUCGAACUCGGCGACAGCGACGACGACUAGCUAGGCGCGGCGGGACCGGAAGAAGCAUGGGAGACGGUCGACGUGGGCGGUGCGGCGGCACCGGCUGCCCAGUCCUCUCCCCCCCGUUCCUGGGCUCCCUGUCAGAGUCGUACUUCAAGACUCCGAUCAACGCCGAUCCCCGUUUCCUUUUUUUCACGUUCCUGUAUGAAACACGUUCGCGAAGUUG
Molecule: messenger RNA, 751 nt
Organism: Emiliania huxleyi CCMP1516
Lineage: Eukaryota; Haptophyta; Isochrysidales; Noelaerhabdaceae
Exons: 3
Coding region: 49-564 (171 amino acids)
Biological process (GO): protein sumoylation
Molecular function (GO): zinc ion binding; SUMO ligase activity
Source: RefSeq, a predicted model, not a curated record